AUGGCAACGGACGCUUCCGAAUAUGGGUUAGGUGCCGUGGUAUAUCAUAAGAUGCCGGACGGUAAAGAAAAAGUGAUAGCGUAUGCGUCACGAACGUUAACAAAGGAAGAGAAAAAUUAUUCCCAGAUAGAAAAAGAGGCGUUAGGUAUAUUCACAUUGUUAACAGACCAUCAGCCACUUGUGAAAAUAUUUGGACCCAAAAAUGGCAUACCAACAAUAGCAGCGAAACGCUUGCAUCGUUGGAGUCUCCGCCUGAUGAUAUACUCAUUCGACAUUGAGUACAGAAAGACCUCCGAAUUUGGAAAUGCGGAUGGGUUAUCUAGAUUACCGGAUCCGAGAGAACUGCCGAGUUCGGAAAUGGUGAUCGAUGAAGUGGCAGAGAAACAGAUGAUGGCUGAAACUUGGGAGGAAAUUAUUUUAAAUGAAGAUCAGGUCCAUUUCAAGAGACUCGGCAAUUUAUGA
Cooperia oncophora is the source of this 462-nucleotide messenger RNA. Lineage: Eukaryota; Metazoa; Nematoda; Chromadorea; Rhabditida; Trichostrongylidae. The record is from the annotation of a GenBank genome assembly.